Molecule: messenger RNA, 795 nt
Organism: Peniophora sp. CBMAI 1063
Lineage: Eukaryota; Fungi; Basidiomycota; Agaricomycetes; Russulales; Peniophoraceae
Source: the annotation of a GenBank genome assembly
AUGUCCACCGCUGCCGACCGCGAACAAAGCUUGUUGGCCAUCGGCCACCAGUGCUCUCACGUCUCCUGCAACCUCGUCGACUUCCUUCCAUUCAAAUGCCAACAUUGCUCUGAAUCUUUCUGCGGCGAUCAUUUCUUGCCCAACCAGCACUCUUGCGCGAAGUACGAUGAGUUCAGUCACAACCGUGUGGCACCCGACUGCCCGCUAUGCAACGAACCCGUUGCCAUUCCGCCCGGCGAGGACCCCAACGUUCGGAUGGAACGGCACUUGAACGCAGAAUGCUCGGUCAUGACCGGCAAGACGAAGAGCAAGACGCCGCGCUGUGCACGAGGGAAGUGCGGCAAGGUCCUUUACGCACCCAUUCAUUGCGAUAAAUGCAGCCUCGACUUCUGUCCAACUCACCGCUUCCCCGCGACCCACAAUUGCUCGUCACUCGCUUCUUCCUCGAACAAGUCGGCAUCAGUAAAGCCUGUGCAGCGCAAACCUGUUACCUCUUCGGGCCCUACAUCAUCACAAGCAGGGAAGAAGGCGUUGGCAUCCGCGAAGGAAGGCGUGGCAUCAGUCAAGGCCUCUACAGCCAAUCUGAAUGCGAAAGUUGGAGCAAUGCCAAAUCCUUUCGCGGCCCACAAAGUUGACAGAUAUCCUUCUUCGCAACCUCUACCUGUCACGACCUCACCCACGAACACGACCACUGCACCUGGGCCUAAUGAUCCGCCUACGAACUGUACACCUAAAUCUCCCGCGAACACACAUCGCAAUCCUUACGCGCCGCCAUCGCUCUUCGCAUCGGCAUAA